Colletotrichum navitas is the source of this 383-nucleotide messenger RNA. RefSeq lists its product as uncharacterized. Lineage: Eukaryota; Fungi; Ascomycota; Sordariomycetes; Glomerellales; Glomerellaceae. The transcript has 2 exons. Bases 59 to 322 code for a protein of 87 amino acids. The record is from RefSeq and is a predicted model, not a curated record.
GAGUAAUUUCAUGUCCAAGAAUUCUUAUUUAAAUUAGGAACCGGGCUCAGUAUCAAUCAUGUUCUUGAAGAAUGCUGGCAUGGAGCCUGAGGGCACACUCCUCGUCAACGAGGCUCAGUACGCAGGUGUCAAGUCUGAGGAUUUCGUCUUCAUCAACGAGGCUCAGUACGCAGGUGUCAAGUCUGAGGAUUUCGUCUUCAUCAACGAGGCUCAGUACGCAGGUGUCAAGUCUGAGGAUUUCGUCUUCAUCAACGAGGCUCAGUACGCAGGUGUCAAGUCUGAGGAUCUUGUCUCCAUCAACGAGGCUCAGUAUACUCGCUGAGGUAUAUGUAUAAAACUGAUGAAUCUUGGAAAAAGAAAUGUGAUUUAAAUGUAGUAGGAUG